AUGGUUCUGUUAGUUGUUGUCUAUGGAGAAUGGGCUAUUCAAGAUAAGGUGUGGCAAUUUGUGGUUGAUAAUCUUAAAGGAGGGAGACUGUGUUUUUUUAGUGAUUAUUGCACCCAUUGUUAUCUUCUUGAGAUGGCAAAAGAUGAAUAUAAGGUGGAAUCCAACUUGGUGGAGAUCACUUAUUCACUACCGGAAUCAAUGUUGCAACAUAUGGCGCCAGAUACUCCUCCAAUGCAUGUCACAAAUGAUAGACAAGUUCAGAAUUUGAUCGAGCUAAGUAGAGCGCAUGUUAUACGUCUUUGUGUCUCAAUUCGGUUGGAGAUGGAUUGUGAUGUCAACAAUGAUUGUGGUAGAAUUUUGGACAGUGGUUGUGAAGAAUAUACAGACGUAGAUGCUGAGGAAUGCGAGGAUGGAGAUGGUGACAACUAUGGGGAUGGUACGGGAAAUGGUGCGAAUGAAGAAGAUCAUGUUAUUGAAGAUGGUGAUGGUGUCGAUGAUAUCAAAAUUGAUGGUGUUGGUAUUAAUGAAGAUUACAGUGUUUAUGGAAAAGUGAAAGAUGAGGAUCAAGAUGAUAUCACAUUUGAUGGUGUUGGUGGGAGUGAGCGUUGUCUUGGCGAAGGAGCAAGAUCAAAAUCGACAUGGUCUGAUGGUAUAUUUGUCGGACAGAGUUUUAGUAGCAAGGAUGAGCUGCUUAAAGAGUUGUGA
Messenger RNA from Arabis nemorensis, 705 nucleotides. The record is from the annotation of a GenBank genome assembly. Lineage: Eukaryota; Viridiplantae; Streptophyta; Magnoliopsida; Brassicales; Brassicaceae.